This is a messenger RNA of Trichomycterus rosablanca, 1415 nucleotides long. RefSeq names its product exoribonuclease 1 (gene eri1). The coding region runs from base 171 to 1157 and encodes 328 amino acids. The transcript is spliced from 9 exons. Gene Ontology annotation, molecular function: nucleic acid binding; 3'-5'-RNA exonuclease activity. NCBI's taxonomy places the organism in Eukaryota, Metazoa, Chordata, Actinopteri, Siluriformes, Trichomycteridae. Gene Ontology annotation, biological process: exonucleolytic trimming to generate mature 3'-end of 5.8S rRNA from tricistronic rRNA transcript (SSU-rRNA, 5.8S rRNA, LSU-rRNA). The record is from RefSeq and is a predicted model, not a curated record. Gene Ontology annotation, cellular component: cytoplasm; nucleolus.
AUUCAAUAAUGGCGGAUCUGUUCUGACACAUUGAGCGUCUUUUCCAGCACUUCAUAGAUUUUUAUACAUAAUUGCAUGAAAAGGCGCCAAACAGCUGAGAGCAACACUGACUGGAGCUGAGAGGAAUCAACUUUUAUUAAUUAUAAAUAUAAAUAUAAAAUUAAUGUGUCAUGGAGGAACAAAGAGAGAAUGGCAAACCAUCAGAAUCUGAAGAACAGAUGAACUCCACGUCUGAACCCGAAGAGAAACACAGUGAUCUGGAGGAGGUGGCCCGGACGGAUUUCAGUGAUCCGGUGUAUAAGGAGAUCUCCCUGGCUAACGGCACCAUUAACCGCAUGAACAGAGACGAGCUGCGAGCUAAAUGUGCCGAGCUCAAGCUGGACACUAGAGGGGUGAAGGACGUAUUAAAGAAGCGGCUGAAGAACUACUACAAGAGACAGAAGCUGAGGCAGUCGGGAGCUUCCGGCCAGCCUGACGAGACCUACUACGACUACAUCUGCGUGGUGGACUUCGAGGCGACCUGUGAGGAGAACAACCCACGGAACUACGUCCACGAGAUCAUCGAGUUCCCCAUGGUUCUCAUCGACACGCGCAGCAUGGAGAUUACGGACUCUUUUCAGGAGUACGUACAGCCGGAGGUGAACCCGCUGCUCUCAGAUUUCUGUGUGAAGCUAACAGGAAUAACGCAGAAAAUAGUGGACGAGGCCGAUACGUUUUCACGCGUUUUGCGCCGAGCCGUAGCCUGGCUGCAGGAGAAAGAGCUCGGGACCAAGUACAAAUACACUCUGCUGACAGACGGAUCGUGGGAUAUGAGUAAGUUCUUGUACACGCAGUGUCGCCUGAGCCGGCUCCGGUUCCCUCAGUUCGCCAGAUCCUGGAUCAACAUCAGAAAGACCUACGGAAACUAUUAUAAGGUGGAUCGAACCCAGACCCGGCUGAACUGCAUGCUGGAGAACAUGGGACUGCAGUACGAGGGUCGACCGCACUGCGGCCUGGACGAUUCUCGCAACAUCGCCCGCGUGGCCGUCCACAUGCUGAAGGACGGCUGUCAGCUAAGGGCCAACGAGCGCCUGCAUGCCAACGAACUGCAGAACGUCCCCGUGUCGGCGCUGUUAGCCCUCGCCGCUCCUCCUCAGUACCCCAAGAUCAGGGACUAAAGGAUCAGAGAUUGAGUCAUUUCAAGCAUCCUGAUCCUCCUGCUGUUAUACAUACCAAUAAAAGCCUUUUCUACACACUCGGGUCUUCUGAAUCGCUCAUGUACAGAUGAGAAGCACCAGUGAUUAUACCUGACACAGAACCUGCUCUAACAGCAGCCAGUAUUUGAGACAGAAUGACAAAACUAUGUAGGACUGCUGUCUACAUCAAACAGUCCACUUUUUUUAAUAAUAAUAAUAAAAAAGAGGUGAAAAAUCAAA